UUAGUUUGUAUUGGGCCAGCCAAGGCUGGCAGUAUUUAAUUUAUUGAUUAGAUUGGUUUUUUUUUAUUGUGAUAUCUCGAUGGCUGAGGAAGAAGUACGCCCUUCUGAAAAGGUGAAAAAAGCCACGCACCAGUACUUCGAGAGCAUUUUCGAAAAGUAUGACAGGGACAACAGCGGAUACAUAGAACUGAGAGAAUUGCAGGACAUGGUAAAGGACAACAGUGAUGUAUCUAAAAGGCUAGCUAGGAAAAUACUUCAAAUUUCCGAUACGAACAGAGACGGCAAGAUAAAUUAUCCCGAAUUCGUAGACAUGCUGCGAAACGAAAAGUUCAAAAGUGUAUUUGGGCACUAUAUGAAUCUAUAUAUACGGUUCAUAGUACCGCGUCGACGACGCCAAAGAGUGCUAACAACUGACGGUCUACAGGCCGUACAAACCUUCGACGAAGAGGAUGGAUCCUACGAAGACCAGUACGCGUGCUGCCCCCCGCCCAUAGCCAUGUUUUUAAUUUCAAUAAUCGAAUUCGCUUGUUUCCUGAUCGAUGAAGUGAAUCAAACAGAUUCCACCAAAACAGGAACGGGAGUGACAGCCAGGAUUUUCAUCUACGACCCGCACAGGAGGGUGGAGUUUUGGCGAUAUCUGACGUACAUGUUCGUGCAUAUAGGAUACAUGCAUCUCGUUGUCAACCUAGGGGUACAGCUGCUGUUGGGAGUGCCCCUCGAGAUGGUCCACAAGUGGUGGAGGAUUAUGCUGGUAUACUUCGCGGGUGUGACGGCUGGGUCGCUUGCCACCUCCAUCACCGACCCUACCUCUUACCUAGCCGGUGCCAGUGGCGGGGUAUAUGCCAUAAUGACAGCUCACAUCGCUACCAUCAUCAUGAACUGGAGAGAGAUGUCUUUCCCGGGCGUCAUAUUGUUUAUGUUUCUCCUGGUCAUUGUUACGGACGUCAGCACCUCCAUUUACAACCGCUACUGCUUGGACAUCCACGACCGCGUCGGUUACGCUGCCCAUUUCGCGGGUGCCAUAGCCGGUCUGUUGGUGGGCAUAUGGAUUUUGAAGAACUUCGUACCCUCCAGGAAAGAGACGUAUUUAUGGUGGUUUGCGCUAGUGGUAUAUUUGCUCCUCGUGGGAACCAUGAUACUGUUAAAUAUCGUAAUGACAGAUCAUUUUCUAAAAUGAUGCCGGUUUUCUAAAGUUUAUAUUAAACCGUGCCAAGAUGGAGAACUCCACACGAACACCUAUUUUGUAGCUAAUUUAUUGAUAUUUUUUUUAUAUGUGUAUAAUAAAUUGUAUACUGCAAUAA
This is a messenger RNA of Anoplophora glabripennis (Asian longhorned beetle), 1301 nucleotides long. Its product is annotated as rhomboid-related protein 2-like. NCBI's taxonomy places the organism in Eukaryota, Metazoa, Arthropoda, Insecta, Coleoptera, Cerambycidae. The record is from RefSeq and is a predicted model, not a curated record. Bases 80 to 1177 code for a protein of 365 amino acids. Gene Ontology annotation, cellular component: membrane. The transcript has 5 exons. Gene Ontology annotation, molecular function: serine-type endopeptidase activity; calcium ion binding.